This is a messenger RNA of Malus domestica (apple), 1183 nucleotides long. RefSeq names its product serine/threonine-protein kinase 54. Lineage: Eukaryota; Viridiplantae; Streptophyta; Magnoliopsida; Rosales; Rosaceae. Gene Ontology annotation, molecular function: ATP binding; protein serine/threonine kinase activity. Gene Ontology annotation, cellular component: plasma membrane. The record is from RefSeq and is a predicted model, not a curated record. Gene Ontology annotation, biological process: protein phosphorylation.
AUGGAGAACAGCUUCGGGAAAGUGAGCGGGUGCUUCACCGGCGUCAAGGAAGGCCGCCGUCACGGCAGACACGACGAGGCUUCUACGUCCAGCUCUCCGACUCCCUCAACUCCACCUACGUCUCCCUCUCCGAUCGCGACACCGACCACCACCUCCACUUCCUCCAUGACCCUCUCCAUCCCCAGGCGCCACCGCCAGGAGUGGGAGAUCGACCCCUCCAAGCUCCUCAUCAAGUCUGUCAUUGCUCGUGGCACCUUCGGCACCGUCCACUGUGGCAUCUACGACGGUCAAGAUGUCGCCGUUAAAUUGCUUGACUGGGGCGAAGAGGGUCACAUGACAGACUCCGAGAUUGCUUCUCUAAGGGCAGCUUUUACUCAAGAAGUUGCUGUCUGGCAUAAACUAGAUCAUCCUAAUGUUACUAAGUUUAUUGGGGCGACAAUGGGUUCAUCAGAUCUACAAAUACAGACAGAAAAUGGUCAAAUUGGCAUGCCAACAAAUAUCUGUUGUGUCGUUGUAGAAUAUCUUCCUGGGGGUGCUCUAAAAUCGUACCUCAUAAAGAAUAGGAGAAGGAAGUUAGCUUUUAAAGUCGUUGUCCAGCUGGCACUAGAUCUUGCUAGAGGGUUGAGCUACCUACACUCACAGAAGAUUGUCCACAGAGAUGUAAAGACAGAGAACAUGCUUCUGGACAAGACUCGUGCGGUCAAGAUUGCUGAUUUUGGUGUUGCUCGUGUUGAAGCUUCAAAUCCCAAUGACAUGACUGGGGAGACUGGCACACUAGGUUACAUGGCUCCUGAGGUCCUCAAUGGCAACCCGUAUAACAGGAAAUGUGAUAUGUACAGUUUCGGCAUCUGUUUAUGGGAAAUAUAUUGCUGUGAUAUGCCAUAUCCUGACCUUAGUUUCUCGGAAGUGACUUCAGCUGUGGUUCGCCAGAAUUUGAGACCGGAGAUACCAAGAUGUUGUCCAAAUGCGCUUGCAAACGUAAUGAAGCGAUGCUGGGACGCGAACCCAGACAAGCGGCCUGAGAUGGAUGAGGUAGUCACAAUGUUGAAGGCGAUCGACACAUCGAAAGGCGGAGGUAUGAUCCCUCAAGAUCAGUCUCAGGGCUGUUUUUGCUUUCGAAAGAAAAGAGGACCGUGAAGAUUUAUUCAUUGAAAGACCAAUUGGGAUAUGAUUGUUUUUAAGA